AUGGACCCUGAGAAUGCCAGUGCAGCAGAAGUCCUUGCAGACACCCAAGCUGAUUUUUACCUCCUGCAACUGCUUCGCCACCCUCAGUUCAUCGCCUACGCCUUCACCUACAUCUCGGACCUCGGCACCUGCCUUAGCGCCUCGGGCCUCGUCACCCACCCUAGUGCCCAGGACCUUAUCGCCCACGCCAGCACCUCGGCCCUCUACACAGACUGCCCAACUGAAAUGGUAUUUGUAGCUCUAUUGCCCGCCAUAUACAAACUGUCUCUGCCCAAACCAUCUCUGCCCAGACUGUCUCUGCUCAAACUGUCUCUGCCCAGACUGUCUCUGCCCAAACUGUCUCUGCCCAGACUGUCUCUGCCCAAACCAUCUCUGCCCAGACUGUCUCUGCCCAAACCCUCUCUGCCCAGACUGUCUCUGCCCAGACUGUCUCUGCCCAAACCAUCUCUACCCAGACUGUCUCUGCCCAAAUUGUCUCUGCCCAGACUGUCUCUGCCCAAACCAUCUCUGCCCAGACUGUCUCUGCCCAAACCAUCUCUGCCCAGACUGUCUCUGCCCAAACCAUCUCUACCCAGACUGUCUCUGCCCAAAUUGUCUCUGCCCAGACUGUCUCUGCCCAAACUGUCUCUGCCCAGACUGUCUUUGCCCAAACCAUCUCUGCCCAGACUGUCUCUGCCCAAACCAUCUCUGCCCAGACUGACUCUGCCCAAACCAUGUCUGCCCAGACUGUCUCUGCCCAAACUCUCUCUGUCCAGAUUGUAUCUGCCCAGACUGUAUGUGCCCAGACUGUCUCUGCCCAAACCAUUUCUGCCCAGACUGUCUCUGCCUAAACUGUCUCUGCCCAAACUGUAUCUGUCCAGACUCUAUCUGCCCAAACUGUCUCUGUCCAAACUGUAUCUGGCCAGACUGUCUCUGCCCAAACCAUCUCUGCCCAGACUGUCUCUGCCCAAACCAUUUCUGCCCAAACCGUAUUUGCCCAGACUUUCUCUGCCCAAACUGUCUCUGUCCAAACUGUAUCUGCCCAAACUGUAUCUGGCCAGACUGUCUCUGCCCAGACUGUCUCUGCUCAAACUGUCUCUGCCCAGACUGUCUCUGCUCAAACUGUCUCUGCCCAAACUGUCUCUGCCCAGACUGUCUCUGCCCAAACCAUCCCUGCCCAGACUGUCUCUGCCCAGACCAUCUCUGCCCAGACUGUCUCUGCUCAAACUGUCUCUGCCCAGACUGUCUCUGCCCAGACUGUCUCUGCCCAAACCAUCUCUGCCCAAACCAUUUCUGCCCAGACUGUCUCUGCCCAGACUGUCUCUGCCCAAACCAUCUCUGCCCAGACUGUCUCUGCCCAAAUUGUAUCUGCCCAAACGGCUUCUGCCCAGAUUGUAUCUGCCCAAACUGUCUCUACCCAGACUGUCUCUGCCCAAACCAUAUUUGCCCAGACUGUCUCUGCCCAAACUCUCUCUGUCCAGAUGGUAUCUGCCCAGACUGUAUCUGCCCAGACUGUCUCUGCCCAAACCAUUUCUGCCCAGACUGUCUCUACCUAAACUGUCUCUGCCCAAACUGUAUCUGUCCAGACUGUAUCUGUCCAGACUCUAUCUGCCCAAACUGUCUAUGUCCAAACUACAGUAUCUGCCCAGACUGUAUCUGCCCAGACUGUCUCUGCCCAAACCAUUUCUGCCCAAACCGUAUUUGCCCAGACUUUCUCUGCCCAAACUGUCUCUGUCCAAACUGUAUCUGCCCAAACUGUAUCUGGCCAGACUGUCUCUGCCCAAACUAUAUCUGCCCAGACUGUCUCUGCCUAAACUGUCUCUGCCCAAACUGUAUCUGUCCAGACUGUAUCUGUCCCGACUCUAUCUGCCCAAACUGUCUCUGUCCAAACUACAGUAUCUGCCCAGACUGUAUCUGCCCAGACUGUCUCUGCCCAAACCAUUUCUGCCCAAACCGUAUUUGCCCAGACUUUCUCUGCCCAAACUGUCUCUGUCCAAACUGUAUCUGCCCAAACUGUAUCUGGCCAGACUGUCUCUGCCCAAACUAUAUCUACCCAAACUGUAUCUGCCAAAAACCUCUCUGCCCAGACUGUCUCUGCCCAGUCUGUAUCUGUCCAGACUGUCUGUGCCCAAACUACUGUCUCUGCCCAAACUGUAUCUUGCCAGACUGCAUCUGCCCAGACUGUAUCUGCCCAGAAUGUCUCUGCCCAAACCAUCUCUGCCCAAACUAUAUCUUCCCAGACUGUAUCUGUCCAAACCGUAUCUGCCAAAACUGUAUCUGUCCAAACCGUAUCUGCCAAAACUGUAUCUGUCCAAACUGUAUCUGCCCAGACUACUGUAUCUGCCCAAACCGUCUCUGCCCAGACUGUCUCUGCCUAGACUGUCUCUGCCCAAACCAUUUCUGCCCAAACCAUAUUUGCCCAGACUGUCUCUGCCUAAACUGUCUCUGCCCAAACUGUAUGUGUCCAGACUGUAUCUGUCCAGACUGUAUAUUCCCAGACUGUAUCUGCCCAAACUGUCUCUGCCCAAAACGUCUCUACCCAAGCUGUAUCUGUCCAGACUGUCUCUGCCCAGACUAUAA
Messenger RNA from Pygocentrus nattereri (red-bellied piranha), 2559 nucleotides. Its product is annotated as adhesive plaque matrix protein-like. The coding region runs from base 1 to 2559 and encodes 852 amino acids. NCBI's taxonomy places the organism in Eukaryota, Metazoa, Chordata, Actinopteri, Characiformes, Serrasalmidae. The transcript is spliced from 6 exons. The record is from RefSeq and is a predicted model, not a curated record.